GUCGCACAAGUGGCGUGGGCCGGUCUAAGCCGGUAGUUGAGGUGCCGAGGGAAGCUGUAGUGGGAGUGUUCGAGGAUUCGCUUCGUAUAUUUAAGGUUGAAGUUUGCUGCUAAAGAUGGCAGACCCAGAUGUCCUCACUGAGGUUCCGGCAGCCUUGAAGAGGUUAGCCAAGUAUGUGAUCCGGGGGUUUUAUGGCAUUGAGCAUGUGUUGGCCUUGGACAUCUUGAUCCGGAACCCUUGUGUGAAAGAGGAGGAUAUGCUGGAGCUGCUCAAGUUUGACCGGAAGCAACUUCGAUCAGUUUUGAAUAAUUUAAAGGGAGACAAGUUCAUCAAAUGCAGAAUGAGGGUAGAGACUGCUGCAGAUGGGAAAACCACUCGCCAUAACUACUAUUUUAUCAAUUAUCGUACUCUUGUUAAUGUGGUAAAAUACAAAUUGGACCACAUGAGAAGAAGGAUUGAAAUGGAUGAGAGAGAUUCAACCAAUCGGGCUUCCUUCAAAUGUCCUGUCUGUAGUAGUACUUUCACAGACUUAGAAGCUAAUCAGCUCUUUGAUCCUAUGACAGGAACUUUCCACUGUACUUUUUGCCGUACAGAGGUAGAAGAGGAUGAAUCAGCAAUGCCCAAAAAAGAUGCACGCACACUUUUGGCAAGGUUUAAUGAACAAAUUGAGCCCAUUUAUGCAUUGCUUCGAGAAACGGAGGAUGUGAAUUUGGCCUAUGAAAUACUUGAGCCAGAACCCACAGAAAUUCCAGCCCUGAAACAGAGCAAGGACCGUGCAGCAACUACUGCUGGAUCUGCUAGCCUGGCAGGUGGGCACCACCGGGAAGCAUGGACCAGCAAAGGCCCCUCCUAUGAGGACUUAUAUACUCAGAAUGUUGUCAUUAACAUGGACGACCAAGAAGAUGUUUAUCGCACCUCUGUGGAGGGGAAAUCUGCCAAAGAGAGACCCAUUUGGUUGAGAGAGAGCACUGUCCAAGGGGCAUAUAGUUCUGAAGAGAUGAAGGAAGGUGGCAUAGAUAUGGACACAUUUCAGGAGCAUGAGGAGGGCCGUGCAGCGCCUGAUGAUAAUGAGGAGGUCAUGCGAGCACUCCUCAUUCAUGAGAAGAAGACUCCCUCUGCCACAGCUGGCUCAGUGGGGGCAGCUGCUCCUGUGACUGCUGCCAAUGGCAGUGACUCAGAGAGUGAGACCAGCGAGUCAGAUGACGACUCUCUGCCACGUCCUGCAGCCGUAGCUGCGCGUCAUCGGGAAGAAGAUGAGGAGGAGGACGAUGAGUUUGAGGAAGUAGCAGAUGACCCCAUUGUCAUGGUAGCUGGCCGUCCAUUCUCCUACAGUGAAGUGGGCCAGCGGCCAGAGCUGGUGACCCAAAUGACACCAGAAGAGAAAGAAACAUACAUAGCAAUGGGACAGCGCAUGUUUGAGGACCUCUUUGAGUGAAAUUUUGCUGCUUUCUGUAAUGCUAAUUUCAAAAAGAAACUCUCUACCUUUGAAGAAAAGUGUUUAAGUGGCUCCUUGUCCCUCUUUAUGUAAAGCACCUGUUAAUCUAGAGCAAAGGCUAACAGGAGAGAAAGUUUGGGUUUUAUGCCAGAAACUUCCCAGAAAGGUAGGUUGACUAAGCAUUCCCUUCCCUGUUACCACUGCUAUUCAUAUUUUACUGUAUUUCCUUAUCUCAGUUUUUCCUUUCCUUUUUAAAAGACACAUUUUUCUCCCUCUAAAACACUGGGGGAAGUCCGUAAGGUAAAUUCUUCUUGCCUGCCUACAGAAGCCCACUAUGAAUGUUAUGGUAAUUUGCUAGUGAAAUCCUUUUUAUCUGUUCUGACCCAAGUAUUCCAAACAAUUCCUUAUAUUGCUGUCAAUCAAAGGAGCUUGUCAAUAGGCAAAUCUCUGAUAAGAGGUGGAAAAGUCCUAACAAUUCAUCUUCCCUCAAAUUAAGGUUAGGGUCAGUAUGUAAGGGGAGGUGAUGGUGUGUGUAGAAGAGGAAUAUAUAUACCGAAAUCUUGUGAUUAAUAUCUAAACCAGAAUUUGUGUCUUUAGAACUGAUCAGAUUGGUGGAUUCUAUUGUUUUGCUUAAUGCUUUUUGGUUUAGAUUUUGAGUUUUAGAAAACAAAAGUAUGCUUGGUAAAUCCUUAUGAAGAGAUUAGAAAAAAAUGUGGACAAACGACAGAGUCCAUGUAAAGUGCUGAGGAUAAGAGAGCAUUGGCAACAGUGCCUUAUGACUGCCUGGGUUCUGAUUUGGAAAUCCUUUAUGUAGAGUUGAGAUUGGUCCCAGUUUUUUCUGUUGCUUCUAUAGAUCUCUUGCUAUAAAUUAAAGAGACCAUUCCAGCAGAGAUCAGCAUAGAAUAAUUGAUUAUUCCACUAUCUCUCUCACUUUCAAACAUCAUUAAAGACUUUCUUUGUGUCUCUUGAGUGUUGUCAAACAUACUUUAGUGCACCCAGUAUAUUGUUGAAUAUUGUAACAUCAAAGAACAUGCUUUAUUUGAGCUCUGAUAUGUAUGUGGCAUGGUAUUAUUCCUGGUGGCAGAACUUUAAAAAUAAAAGAC
Messenger RNA from Castor canadensis (American beaver), 2538 nucleotides. RefSeq names its product general transcription factor IIE subunit 1 (gene Gtf2e1). NCBI's taxonomy places the organism in Eukaryota, Metazoa, Chordata, Mammalia, Rodentia, Castoridae. Gene Ontology annotation, cellular component: transcription factor TFIIE complex. The record is from RefSeq and is a predicted model, not a curated record. Gene Ontology annotation, biological process: transcription initiation at RNA polymerase II promoter.